AUGCUCAACGAUCAAACCGUGCAAGAUGACUGCUCCCACAUCAAACUCGACCCUGAAGAACACCCGCACAACUGGCCCGCCCGAAAGAAAUGGACGGCGACGAUGGUCAUCGUCUUCAUGACGGCGAACAUCACCUUCUGCUCUAGUGUUCACGCCGCGGCAAUCCCUGGAGUCACCGAAACAUUCGCAUGUUCCCCGACCGUCGCAACAUUAGGAGUAACGACAUUCCUGGUCGGAUUUGCCUCGGGCCCAAUGUUAUUCGCACCGCUCUCAGAAGCACUGGGAAGAGAGAUCGUUUUCCGCAUUACCAUGUUUCUCUUCUUCUGCUUCAACAUCGGCUGUGCGCUAUCGCCUAAUCUUGCCGCUCUUCUGACAUUUCGAUUCUUCAGUGGUUUCUUUGGAUCACCCGUUGUGACCAACAGCGGCGGAUGCUUAGCAGACAUCUGGCCCCACAGCCAUCGUUCGGUGCCAUUCGCACUGUUCACGACGGGCAGUUCCCUCGGUCCAGUCCUAGGGCCGGUGGCAGGAGGUUUCAUCUCGCAGCACCUGGACUGGAGAUGGCUCUAUUGGGUCGUGAUCAUCAUUGCCGCGAUCGUGUAUACCGCUAUGCUCUUCUUCCUUCCCGAGACAUACACGACAACGUUGCUAGAACGUAAAAUGGCACAAGCAGGCAUGAAGCCCCCACGCCAAUCCUUCAAGGAGCAAUACUCUACCAACCUGACCCGACCCUGGCUCAUGCUCUUCACAGAGCCCAUCCUAUUCGUCCUGGGACUCUACUCCGCAUUCGUCUGGGGUAUACUAUACCUCGACUUCACCGCCUACCCAGUAGUGUUCCGGCAGACACGUCAUUGGAGUGAAGGCAUUGCAGGUCUAUCCUUCCUGGGCAUCGGACUCGGCAUGGCGAUUGCAACAGCGAGCUCACCAUGGAUUAACGACAUCCACGGCAUAUGGGUCAAGAAGCUUGGAGGACCAAAGCCAGAAGCGCGACUCCCUCAUCUCGUCAUCAUAGCGUGGUUCAUUCCCGUGGCACUUUUCUGGUUCGGAUGGACGGCGAACCCGCCGACGCAUUGGAUCGUAUGCAUUCUCUCUGGCAUACCCUUCGGUAUUGGCUUUGUCACGCUGUUCCUGGGUACUAAUGCAUAUUUGACGGACUGCUAUGGGCGUUUCUCCGCAAGCGCGCUAGCUGCCAAUGCAGUGAUGCGGUCUUUGUUUACGGCUGGUUUCCCGCUGUUUGCGCGGCAGAUGUACGUUAAGAUGGGGACGCCGUGGGCUAGCAGUACGCUGGGAUUCGUCGCUUUGGUAGUGGCCCCAGUGCCGUGGCUAUUUUAUCGGUUCGGCCCGAGGAUUAGAGCGAGAUCGAAGUAUCACUUGUGGACGGUGGAGUUGGAGGAGGCUGAGAAGGAAAGAGCAGCUAAAGUUGAUGUGUAG
Alternaria conjuncta is the source of this 1428-nucleotide messenger RNA. RefSeq lists its product as uncharacterized. Gene Ontology annotation, biological process: transmembrane transport. Bases 1 to 1428 code for a protein of 475 amino acids. The transcript has a single exon. Gene Ontology annotation, molecular function: transmembrane transporter activity. NCBI's taxonomy places the organism in Eukaryota, Fungi, Ascomycota, Dothideomycetes, Pleosporales, Pleosporaceae. The record is from RefSeq and is a predicted model, not a curated record.